AUGAGUAGCGUGGCCAGCUUCAAACUUGUGCUGCUAGGUGAAUCGUCUGUAGGAAAGUCCAGCGUUGCUCUCCGCUUCGUCAAAGACCAGUUUGAAGACUAUCGAGAGAGCACCAUCGGCGCUGCCUUUCUGACACAGACUGUGCGCCGGCAGGAUGGUGCAACCAUCAAGCUCGAGAUCUGGGAUACGGCAGGGCAAGAGCGAUACAAGUCUCUUGCACCCAUGUACUACCGAAAUGCGCACUGUGCACUUGUUGUGUACGAUAUCACCGAGCAAGAGAGCUUUGAAAAUGCCAAGAGCUGGAUCCGUGAACUGCAACGGCAUGCAGAUGCUAAUAUCACGAUUGCUCUAGUAGGCAACAAGUUGGAUCUAGCAGAGACAAGCCGUACCGUUUCAGCAGAAGAUGGCCAAAAGUAUGCCGACUCUGAGGGUCUCAUGUUUAUGGAGACGUCAGCAAAGACGCCAACGAACGUCACGGAACUUUUCACAUUGGUGGCAAACAAGCUGCCACUGGACCGAGGUAUGGGUGUCAAGCGCGGUGAAUCUGCUGCUGGUGGUGGCAGUGGUGGUGCAGCAGGCGCUUCGGCGCGACCUGCGAAUGGCCCUGUCAAGCUCGGUACAUCAUCUCAGCCGUCGACCAACCAAGAUGCGUGUUCUUGCUGA
This is a messenger RNA of Malassezia globosa CBS 7966, 663 nucleotides long. RefSeq lists its product as uncharacterized. The transcript is spliced from 5 exons. Gene Ontology annotation, molecular function: GTP binding; GTPase activity. NCBI's taxonomy places the organism in Eukaryota, Fungi, Basidiomycota, Malasseziomycetes, Malasseziales, Malasseziaceae. The record is from RefSeq and is a predicted model, not a curated record. Gene Ontology annotation, cellular component: Golgi apparatus; endosome. Bases 1 to 663 code for a protein of 220 amino acids.